GUUUUAUUUAAAGACAUUGAAGGUAUUUUCAGACACCAUUGAUCUGUAUAUUUUAGAAUAUCUUUAACUGUCACAUUCAAUUCCAGGCAAUAAAUACAUUCAUAGACGCCAGAGGAACAGACGAAGGAGAGACGUAUGAUAUGGAAAGCAGACCCAGAAAUUACGAAAGAAGAGUAAAACCAGCGGCAACUGUGAGUAGAAUUCAGCAUGAUUCUGAAGACCCCCUGUCAUAUACAGCCUUAAAUAAGAAUUACACAAUUCCGAAAAUGUCAGCAGAGGAAAGGGAACGUCGAAAGGUGUUAAAAGAUUGUGGAAUUGAUACAAAGGGAAUGUCAAAAGAUGAAAUAGCAGAAAUUGUGAGAGCGAUAGAGCUGUCAAAACAAGAUGUAAUAGAGAACCCUUAUGACAUGGACACACAAACAGAUCAGAGCCAAUCCAGCCAAUCAGGAGUAGCUUCUCCUACAUCUCACCAAUCAAAAAGUGCAUCACAAGAAUCCAUGUCAUUGAACGAAGAUAACCAGGACCUUCUGCAAUCAGAUGGUGCCUUACAGGAUGGAAAUCUGGCAAUGGACGAGGAUUCCAAACAACAGUCAGAAAAUACAGGAAGCAAAAAGCCACCUGGUAGAAUGAGUUUUAGAUUAUACACAGGACAAGAAAAAUUAGAAGAGGCUUCAGAUGUGAACAAGGACAAGACUGUUAAAAAAGAGCCAAAGACUGAGGAGUGCAUUGCUAAAACAUCUAAAGCACCUGAAAGUCCAGAUCAAAAUGGAGGGAUGUUUGACAGGGUUGUCAGGACAUGCAAAAAAGCUAAGGCAGCUGUUUUCAGGAACUUGACCCAAAAACGAGAGGCAACUCAGAGCCCUGUGAUCAUUCCAGACUCUCCAGAAAAGGAGGAGCAAAGUGAUGAAGACUUUGUACCAAAGGUGAAUAAGAAUUCCCAGAAGAGAACAAUAGUGGAGAGCAGUGAUGAAGAGGAACAACAUUUUGUGAAGGAAAAACCAAAGACUCAGAAUACAGUCAGUUCGAAAAGAAUUAAACUGAUGCCUUCUGGUACAGAGAAAGGGAUGGACAGUCAGGAGGAACACAGAUCUCCUACUGAGAAAGAUUUGGAGUUUUUUAAACAGGACCUUGCUGAUAAGUAUGCAUGCAAGACACUCUCCACUGAUCAAAAUUUCAGGAAAACAAAGUCUUUGAAGAAAGGAAGAAGCAAAACUAGAACUCCUUUAUAUGCACCUGAUGUUAAAGAUAUUGAAAGCUAUACAAAAGUGAUCCUGCAAGCAUUUGAAAUUUAUCAUCGGAAACUUUUCCUCCUCCAAUCGAAAUCAUGCAAUUAUUUAGCGAAAGGGGAACCAGUCAAGCCUGGCCGACAUAUGGAGAAAACAAUUGACAUGAAAAGACGAGGUCAGCAGGAGGUGGCCAUUACAACUUACAUUGAAGGUGAUGAAGAUAUUACAACUGAAGAUCAUGUGUAUGGUCAAUUCUCUGUGAAUGAGAACCCCAUUGAUUUAAUGGAUGAUGAUGCAGUUCCCCACAAGGGGAUUAAAACUGGACCAGCUAAGACAGAAAUUAGACCUCUGAAAUUGACCAAAACAAGAAGGAAAGUAAGUAAAGAGAAGGAUUCAGUCAAAAACACAGUGAAUAUUAUGGAUGAUGAUGAUGAUGAUUUAAUGGAAGUGAUGGACCAAAGUAGCCAGGUAGAGUUACCUCCUCUUGAGGGUCAGAAAGAGGACCGGGAGUUAUCUGACUACUUUUUAGGACAAGACAGAGAAAAUGAUUCUGAAACCAUUCAUGAACAGAAACGUGUUCAAGACAGACACACUCCUGAUAUCUUGAUUGCAGAGGAAACAUUUCUGAAAUUUGACAAAAAGCAAGGACCAAAGAAAAAUGGAAAAGCUUCACAAAAAACCAGAAAACCAGAAAAGCAAUUACAGUUUGAUGUUCAAGCACUUAGAAAUAGAGUAACUGAAAGUAAAAAGAAUGAUAAGGACCACAAUAGUCAGUCUACAAUAUCAGAAAAUAUGUCACAAACCGGAUUUAAAAGACAUCAUAGUGACAUUAGUACAGCAAGUACAGAUUCAACUUCUAGAAUGGAAGAGGAGUUCAUUCGAGAGUUAUCUCAGAAGGAUAAAUCCAUUAAGUAUGGAACUUCACAUCUGACCAGGAAACCUGGAAUAAUGCUGAAACCAGAUGGAGAUGUUUAUGCUACGCAGAUGUGUGCAAUGGAGGAAAAGCAUUCAAAUAAGUUUGAAUUCAAUGAGGAAAACUCAAAUACCCAGAUGACAGAAAAUUAUUUUGAUGUUGGAGGCAUUGGUGAUCAAACUAACUCGAUCAUUGUGAAUGAUGAAGAGAGUGUAGAAAUGGCUGCUACAAAACGUGAUGUUGAGAAAGAGGAUCAUGUAAUUGAAGAAGUCAUCACAGAUGAUUCAGAAGAGGAAGUCAUAUUUUCUGUUAAGCAACCCAAGGAGAAGGUACCAAGGCAAAAGGAAAACAGCAGCCAAGAAGGGGAGGUAAAACUCAACAUAAAGAGAAGACUCGGACCAAAGAAAACAAGGAAGUUCCAGAUAGCAGAGUCAGACGAAAGCUCCGACAGCCCAGUGUCCAAUGAGGACAAGAAGGUGGAAAGAGAUGUUUGUGUAGAAAGUGGUGAGGAAUGGCUGUCUGCCAGAAACUGGACCAUUAAUAAACCGACUGUAAAAGCUUAUACAAGGAGAACCAGAGCCAAUGAAUCUUCAGUAAAACCUGCUCCUAAGGUGACAGAACUGGUGCCUUGUCCCAUGUGUUAUAGGAAGUUUCAUUGCGACCACAUACAGACUCACGCCGCCGAGUGUGAGGGAGAAAUCAAUGAUGAUGCCAAUGAAAAUAUGGACACAAAGGCUGGGCAAAAUCAAGAGAAUCCAUCUCCAUCCAGAAAUACGCCUGGACAGUCCUGUAUUGUGUGUCUUGAGCCACUACCACAAGGAUUUGACGAGAUUGCCCACCCUCAGUGUUUGGAAGAAGCUACACAAGCUCAGCACCAGGCCGAUAAUAAAAUGUUUUACAACACGCAGGUGGAGGAGCCAAGGACUACAAGAUCCAGGGGGCGGUCCCAACAAGUCAAAACAGCCAAUCAAAAGACAGAUGCAGCAAAUCCAUUUGUGUUCAAUAUUGAUGAUAAUUGAAUUGUUUAGGAAAGUUGAAUGUAAUCCUAUUGUUAUGAUU
This is a messenger RNA of Saccostrea cuccullata (small rock oyster), 3198 nucleotides long. RefSeq lists its product as uncharacterized. The coding region runs from base 141 to 3158 and encodes 1005 amino acids. Lineage: Eukaryota; Metazoa; Mollusca; Bivalvia; Ostreida; Ostreidae. The transcript is spliced from 14 exons. The record is from RefSeq and is a predicted model, not a curated record.